AUGGUUAUACUCUUCAAUGAAUUCAAUUACUCCUAUAUUUGUGGCCCAUCUCAGACCCAGAACAAAACCCCACACAUUUUCUACAAAGCAGUCUCCAGAGUCAAGGAAAUGACAAUUGAUUUUGCAACUGAUAAUGGUCCCUUUACCAUUCUCCAUGAAAACACCCACAAGUGCCUCCAAAUUAAAAAUGGAUGGGUGGUAUCAGUGGAAUGCACAAAGGCAAAAGAUCUGCUAUGGAAAUGGGUGUCUCAUUACCGCCUCUUUCACUUGGAAUCCCAGAAGUGCCUUGGACUGGAGAAUACCAAAGGGAAAGAUUCUGUGAAAAUGUUCACCUGUGAUUCCAGUGUAAUGUUGUGGUGGAAGUGUGACCUGGGCUUUGUUCAUGGUGCUAACCAUCUUGGACUGAUUUUGAAGAAUGGGAUUCUGACCACCAGUGCCAAUUCAUCCGAUUCCUGGAAGAAAGGGGAUUCUGAUGAAAAUCUUUGUGACCGCCCUUACCUUGAAAUAUAUACUCAGAAUGGGAACUCAUAUGGAAAACCUUGCGAAUUUCCAUUCUUGCAUAAUGGAAUAUGGCAUCAUGACUGCAUUAGUGGUGGUGAUCAAGAAGGCUUAUGGUGUAGUACAAGUAUAAAUUAUGAUGAUGAAGGAGAAUGGGGAAUCUGUUUAAAACCAGAGAAUGGUUGUGAAGUUAACUGGGAAAAGAAUCCACAGCUUGGAAAUUGCUACCAGGUUAAUACCCAGACAGCUCUUUCAUGGAAAAAUGCUUACCUUUCAUGUCAAAGUCAAGGAGCAGACUUGCUGAGCAUUGGCAGUGUUGCUGAAUUAAAUUACCUUGUGGAGAAGGAUAGUAUUCCUAGAACUUUCUGGCUUGGCUUAAAUCAACUGGAUUCUUCUGGAGGUUGGGAGUGGUCUGAUCAUACUCCUUUAAAUUUUCUUAACUGGAGUCCAGAGAUGCCUGGUCCACCCAACAUAGGAAGUUCAAGUUGUACAAAAAUGUCUGCAAAAUCAAGAGAGUGGCAAAGUUUCCCAUGUGAUGCUGUACUUCCCUAUAUUUGCAAAAAGCAACUCAACAAUACAGUGGAAUUACCAGAUGUUUGGACUUAUGUGGAAACACGUUGUGACUUGGAUUGGCUGCCCAGCAAUGGAUACUGCUAUCUGAUGGUAAAUGAAACUGAUUCCUGGGACAAUGCAAAUGUGGGAUGCCAAGAGAAAGGGAGUAAUCUAAUCAGCAUCCACUCCUUAGCAGAUGUUGAAGUUAUUAUUCAAAAGCUUCAUAAAGAUACCCGGGAAGAAAUCUGGACAGGCUUCAAGAGCAAGACCAUACCAACUGAAUUUCAGUGGUCAGAUGAUUCUAAAGUGACUUUUACUUACUGGGAUCACAAUGAGCCAAAUAUUGCCUACAGUAGCACUCCGAACUGUGUUAGCUAUUCAGGAAAGUUAGGUAGGUGGAGAGUUCGUCCCUGUGGAGAAAAACUUAAAUACGGGUGCAAGAAAAGAGGAGAGAAUGUCAGUGAAACCCCGUAUGAUAAAGAAUGUCCUCAAGAGAAGGGCUGGAAAAGACAUGGGGAGGCCUGUUACAAGAUUUAUGAAAACAAAGUUCCAUUUGGAACCAUUUGCAAUCUUACAAUAACCAGCAGAUUUGAGCAAGAAUAUUUAAACAGUAUAAUUAAAAAAUAUAGCAAAACUGAAGGAAACUACUUUUGGACUGGCUUGAGAGAUGCAGACUCUCAAGGAGAGUAUAAUUGGGCAAGUGUAGGUAGAAGCCCAAGUGUAACCUACGUAAACUGGAAUACUCUUCAACCAGCUUCACCAGGUGGAUGUGUGGCAAUGUCAAGUGGAAUGUCUCUUGGAAGAUGGGAGGUCAAAAAUUGUAAAAGUUUCAGAGCACUUUCCAUUUGCAAGAAAAGAAUUGGGCCCCCAGAAAAAGAAACCCCUAUUAAUGUUGAUGCUCCCUGCCCUGAUGGCUGGAAAGGUUUUCCCUCAAGUCAUUCUUGCUACAGGUUUUUUCACAAGAAUAGAAUCCUGAAAAAAAGGACAUGGGAAGAAGCUGAGCAAUUCUGCCAAGCUCUGGGGGCACAUCUUCCUAGCUUCACCCACAAUGAAGAAAUAAAGGCAUUUCACAAGCUCCUAAAAACUCAGCUGAGUGACUCACGUUGGAUAUGGAUAGGAUUGAAUCAGAGGAGUCCUGAUUACCAGGGAUCCUGGCAGUGGAGUGACAAUUCACCUAUGUCUUCAUUUGUUAUCCCUCCUGAGUUCCAAGAAAAUUAUGAUGUCAGAGAUUGUGCUGCCUUCAGGGUUGGUUACCAUGAGGUUAGGCAUUCAUUCUUUCUCUGGAAUCACUUUGCAGAAGAGUUGGACAUUUUGUUGAAACCUUUCGCUUGCGAUGUAAAGCUUGAAUGGGCGUGCCAAAUACCCAAAGGCCAAAUACCAGAGGCGCCAGUUUGGUUUGUUCCAGGUAGUGGAAGAAUUAAUGGACUACCUGUUCUUACUUUUGAAGAAACUGAGUACUGGUUUGUUGUUGAACCUCGCUUAAGCUUUGAAGAAGCAUUCAUAUAUUGUACUAGAAAUGAAAGUUCCCUUGCUUCUUUCAACUCCUUUGCAGAAUUCCAAACCAUCAGAAGUGAAAUACAAAAUAUAUCUGGGGAUGAACAGAAAUGGUGGGCACAACCUUUAUUUAAAGCACCUUAUUCAUACUUUCAUUCAAGGUAUAACUAUCUUGAUGGUUAUGAGGAUGGAUGUUGGUUCAUCUCUUCAAAAUUAUAUAGAGGUUUUCAUAGAAAAAUCAACUGUGAUACUCAGCUGCCUUUCAUAUGUGGGAAAAAAAAUGCAUCUCUGUUUGAAAAAUACAUUCCAGGGCCUGAAGCUAAAAAGCCAUGCCCUGCAAAAUGGAGUCCAUUUAAAAACAAGUGCUUUCUUAAGGUGAAGAACCAGAACUUGACAUUUGCAGAAGCAAACCAUAUUUGUACUACCUAUGGUGGGACUCUUCCUUCAGUCCUGAGCCAGAGUGAACAAGACUUUAUUACAAUGCUACUUCCUGACCUAGAGCAAAAGUUUUGGAUUGGUCUGAAAGAAUAUAGCCCUAGGAUGAGACAAAAAUGGAUCGAUGGACAGGAGCUCAACUAUAAAAACUUCCACCCGUUAUUGAAGGGCAGAGAGGACAAUAUACCAUUUUUUAUUGACCUAUGUACUGUAAUGUUGAAUCUUGGGGAUUCACCUUUUACUGGGACAUGGAAUUUCACUGAAUGUAGUACAGUUCACUCACUGUCUCUGUGUCAGAGGUAUUCAGAGGUUCAAGAAAACCAGACCCAGAAGAAUGUUUCAGAAACUAUGAAAUUUCAAGAUCAUCUGUAUAAAAUAAUCAUGAAGAAUUUGAGCUGGUAUGAUGCUCAAGAGGAGUGCCUCAGUGAUAACAUGCAGCUAGUUAGCAUCACAGAUCCCUAUCAACAGGCUUUUCUCUCAGUGCAGGCUGCCCUUCUUAGUUCCCCUCUGUGGGUUGGACUCUACAGCAUAAGCAGUAAUCUCGACUUUAGAUGGUCAGAUGGAAAGCAGGUGAAUUUCAGUCGCUGGUUUGAAGAUAGUGACCAAUUGCUUGAUGACUGUGCAAUUUUGGACCCUGGAGGAUUCUGGAAAACUUCUGACUGUGAAAGUGGACAGCCUGGUGCUAUCUGCUACUUUCCAGGAAAAAAUGAAGAAAAAGUGAAGCAAGUUGAAACAGUUAAAUGUCCACAUGCUGUCUUAAAUACCCCUUGGAUACCUUUUCGGAACAGUUGUUACAGUUUCAUGAUUGCACCAAAUAGAUAUAUUGAACAAACUACUGCUGAAAUGAACAUUAAAUGCCAAAAAAUGAACCCAGGUGCACGUGUUCUGAGCAUUCGAGAUGAGCACGAGAAUACCUUUGUCCAGAAACAACUUCAAACUUUCCACUCUCUUGCUUUAUGGGUAGUGUUGGGCGUGACUUAUUAUAAUAAUUCUCUAAUAUGGUCUGAUAUGACUAGGAUGACUUACACAAACUGGCAAGCCGGGAGGCCAACUGUGAAAAAUGACAGGUUUUAUGCUGGCUUGAAUCUUGAUGGUUUAUGGGAUAUUUUCCCUUAUGGCAGAGACAUCCUUUAUUUUCAUCAACAUAACAUUCAAGCAUGUAAAAUUGAAAUGGGUGAUGCCACAGAAGAAUUCAAUUAUACUCUGCCACAACUAAUACCAUAUGGUGACUCUGUGUAUAGUGUUGUUGCAAAAAGGUUAUCAUGGUACAAAGCUUUGCAAAUAUGCCAACAAAAUGGAGGAGACUUGGCAAGUGUGCAUGAUAAAAAUGGCAGUCUCUUUCUAGAAGACAUUGUAAGACGUGAUGGGUUUCCGCUGUGGGUUGGACUUUCAAGUCACGACGGAACUGGAUCCAAUUUUGAAUGGUCUGAUGGGAGUGCCUUUGACUACAUCCCAUGGAAAGAUAAGCUCCAUCCUGGAAACUGUAUUUCUCUAAAUCCUAAAGGAAUUUGGAAACAUGAAAAUUGUGAUUCCAUUAAGGAUGGUGCUAUCUGUUAUCGACAGUCUCCAAAAACUAAACAGGCACAAGUGCUCACACCUGAUUCUGGAUGCUCGAAGACUAAAGAGAGCCAGUGGUUUCGCUAUAAAGAUUACUGUUACACAUUUGGCAAAGCAUUGUAUGGGUUCUCAGAAGCUAAAAUGUUCUGCCAAAACAUUGAUCCUCAAGCCAUCAUUGUUUCUAUAAAGGAUGAAGAUGAGAAUAAAUUUGUCAGCAAGCUGAUCAGAGAAAACAAAAACAUCACUAUGAGAGUGUGGCUUGGGUUAUCACAACACUCUUCUGAUCGGUCUUGGCAUUGGUUGGAUGGUUCAGUGGCCCAGUAUGUGAAAUGGAAAAAGAAGACCAAUGCUGGUGGAAACUGUAGCAUUCUACUGGCCACAAGUGAAGCUUGGAAUAAAGUUAAAUGUGAUCAAGGAUAUGGAAGAGUGGUUUGUAAAAAAUCUGUGGGAACCACCUUCACAGGAGUGGCUCUAGCAUUUGUGGUGAUAACUCUUCUAGCACUCUUUGGAGGACUGAUUUGGUACCUCUACAAAAAAAAUCACCUGCACUGGACUGGCUUCACUUCAGUGCGCUAUGAGCCGGGCGUGAAUGAAGAUGAUGCUGAAGUGUUUACAUCAUUCAAUGACUGAGUAUUUCUAAAAGUUGUCCUAGUAGAGAGGAAAUGAGUUAGUUACAAGUUCCAAGGUGUCAGUGUUAACCUGGUCCAAAGUAAAAAAAAAACACAUUUUCGUAGACCUUUUUCUUUGAGAAUGGUUGUCAUGAUUACUCUCCCUCUCCCCCAUGAUUACCCUCUCCCCCAUGAAGUUUAUCGGUAUUCAGUUAUUUUUCCCCUUCCCAUAAUUGAAUGAAUGUUCAAUUCCCAGUUUAUGUGUUUUCUUCCUCCAGCUUACGAUCAGAUGAAACACUGUAUCAGGUAGAGUUUGGGUUGGGGAAAUACUUCUAAUAUUUCUCACUAGCAACGUUGAUGCAUGCCUUGGAUACUCUGUCUCAUUUGCAUUUUGGCUGUAGAAGAUCACAAUUUAGACAAGAAAUGAACUUAGUACCCUUCCAAAUAGGAAGUGGUCAUACCAUUUUUGUUCUGUUCAAGUGUUUUUUCAGCUCUUCUAAGAAAAUUCUUGGUUUUCAGAUAAGUAGCAUGAUCCUCUUAGUCACAGAUUUUUAUGGUACCACUGACUGCAUUUAGACCAGUUGCUUUUCAUGGGGGAGGGAGGACACUUGCCUAGUACAGCUUAGUGUCAAGAGUCUUUAGUGGAACUCUGGUUAUAGAUUUUUCUCAGAUGUAGAAGUCAAGUUUGUCCUCUUUGUAUUGGAUAGGCAUUCAUUCUGCAGUUCUACUGAAUUCUUAAUGUGUGUCUAGUGCAGGUGACUUUCCCCCUCCCUGCCCUAAAAGGAACCAGGUAAACAGCUGAAGAUUUCUAGGCUUGAAAUAUCCCUCCCCCUUUCUCCCCCCACCACCCCAGCAGUUGGUCUCUCCACCCCUAGAACAAAGCCAUGAAGCACAAGACUGAUCCAAGAGCCUUCAGCAGUCUUGUCUAUUCUUGUUGUGAUUUGCUGCCUGUUUAUAAGAGCUGAGAAGGUGUGUUCUACUCUGUGAUCAUAAGAAAUUAUUUUAAAAUUGAAACUGCAAAAUUUAUAAUUACUACUCGUUUAAUGGCAAAAGACUCUUGAAUGGUUUACUGUGAACUUUGUAACGUAACAUCCAUUCCUUCCUGAGAUAACCGAUGGAUGUGCUCGUUUUGUAUAAACUUUUAACUCCUGAAUUUAUAUUUGCACUAUUAAAAUUUUUGUAUACAUUCUAAAGAUAAAACUUAAUUUUAAUCCUACUCGCAGGACCCCUGUAUUGUGACACUAUACAAAUUUCCCUUUUUUAAAAUAUUUCAUCAAUGUCUUCCACUAACUUUAAUGGAAUAAUCCCUCAGUACCUUUAAUCUACCAGACUUGUUUCUUUGUCAUUUGAACUGAACUAUAUGAUGUCUUAACUUAUUUUUGCAAAGACCUGGGGCCAAUUUACUGUUUUAGGGGGUUCAGAUAUUUAAAAUAGAGUACCUUAAUAAAGAAUGUUUGAAAGUC
Messenger RNA from Ornithorhynchus anatinus (platypus), 6607 nucleotides. It is a transcript of the gene LY75, whose product is annotated as lymphocyte antigen 75. Gene Ontology annotation, molecular function: signaling receptor activity; protein binding. Bases 1 to 5166 code for a protein of 1721 amino acids. The transcript is spliced from 35 exons. The record is from RefSeq and is a predicted model, not a curated record. NCBI's taxonomy places the organism in Eukaryota, Metazoa, Chordata, Mammalia, Monotremata, Ornithorhynchidae.